Molecule: messenger RNA, 2218 nt
Organism: Coregonus clupeaformis (lake whitefish)
Lineage: Eukaryota; Metazoa; Chordata; Actinopteri; Salmoniformes; Salmonidae
Product: ectonucleotide pyrophosphatase/phosphodiesterase family member 7-like
Exons: 5
Coding region: 679-1980 (433 amino acids)
Source: RefSeq, a predicted model, not a curated record
AGGUAGCUAGGUGAGAGAACCGCAAAUCACAGUCAUACAAAGUAAACUUUUCCUCAAUAAAUCAGCUAUCAGCAAAGUCACCUGCUUGGCAACCUGGUGGUGGCUUUCACCUGCUGGUAACCCCUAAUGGGUUGGGACACCUCCUGAGGUCACCUAGAUAAGAUUACUGUCAUGUACAAUGGAGUAGAUUGAUUUUAGAAAAGUUAAUAGUUAAUUGUCAUUUUCAGGGUCAUGUUUUAUUGUUUUGUUGAUAAGGUGGAUUGCCUUGGACACAAGCUGUUGGUGAAGCAUUUUGGACAGCAAAGGUGGCACCCUAGGGGUGGUACUUUUAACCUCUGGGCUCUGGCAUGAUAUUAAGAGCAUCAUUACAUGACCCAUUACUUAACUCUCAACUAAAGAUAACUCUACUUCUAUGCUGAGUACCUGAGUAGACAGAUCUUAGUCUUGGGUUAAUGACACUCUUGGGUCCACAGACUAAUUUAUAGGCAUCUUAGGUGGAAUCUCUCUUCAGAUAACAAUUGAUAACACCCCUCCUGUCCAUAAAAGCAAGGCACGUUCAAGGUUUGUCCUUUGAAGAUAUCACUCAGAACAUAUGCUAUCUUCCUGACCACAACGAUGACUAUAAAUUAAAACCAUUGAGCCCAACAGGAUUAGUUAGUGCAGACAAAACAAGACAAGAUGUGGUUGGAGUUGUAUUUGGGAAUGGCAGUUCUUCUCAGUGUAGAGUGCAAACCAUUGAACAAGGAGACACACAACAAGUUGCUAGUGAUCUCCUUUGAUGGUUUCCGAUGGGACUAUGAUCAAGACGUAGACACCCCUCACAUGGACAAGUUAGUGGAAGAUGGAGUGAAGGCAAAGUACAUCACCCCUCCAGCUAUCACCAUGACGUCCCCAUCUCACUUCACCACCAUAACUGGGAGAUGGAUAGAGGAUCAUGGAGUUGUUCACAAUAUGAUGUUUAAUUCCACAACUCAUCAGAAAGUCGGCCAUAAAGCUACCUUGAAGAGGUCUGAGUGGUGGGACAAUGGAGCCUUGCCGUUGUGGAUUACAGCACAGAACCAGGGCCUGAAAACAGGUUCCUUUUUAUUUCCAGGAGGAGCAGCCAACUACAGUGGUCAAUGUGUAAACCGGGCGCUGAUUGAGGAACCAGGUCAACAAGAUGAUAACGAAACAGAGUGGCGUCAGAAUAUUGACACUGUGUUGAGCUGGUUCACCGAAGAAGAUUUUGACUUUGUGACUCUGUACUAUGGAGAGCCUGACAACGUGGGUCAUGCCAAAGGACCAGACCAUCCUGACAGGAAAACCAUAAUAAAGCAGAUUGACCGCACCAUUGGAUACCUGAGGGAGGCCAUCCAGCGAGAUGGUUUGACUGAUAACCUUAACGUCAUCAUCACCUCUGACCAUGGCAUGACCACCGUUAAAAAAAGACCUCUUGUAGAUGAGAUAAUCCUCUCUAAAUACCUGAAUUUAUUCAACACGGUUUAUUUUGAGCUCCUUGACUACGGCGGGUUUGGCAUGAUCACACCAAGGAAAGGAAAGGAACAGCAGGUUUAUGAUGCUCUCAUGAAGGCCCCAAACCUCACAGUCUACAAGAAGGAAGAUAUGCCAGAGAACUUUCAUUUGUCAAAGAAUGACAGAAUACAGCCUAUUAUUGUCAUUGCUGAUCUAGGUUUCAACUUAAACUCGCGGUUGAUCGUCUACGUGAACAAAGGAGAUCAUGGAUUCCACAUGGACGAAAUGGACAUGAAGACCAUCUUCCGUGCUUUUGGACCAGAUUUCAAGAAGAGUUAUCUGUCCGAGCCCUUUGACAGUGUCCACAUCUACCCUCUAAUGUGCAAGCUGCUGCAGAUAGAUCCAGCCCCUAACAACGGCUCCCUAUCCGUCACUGAGGGCAUGCUGGUUCAGAACGGUGGGAGAAGAAAUCAGAUGUCCCUUGGUGUUUUGGCAUCGAUAUUUGUCUACAUUUUAUUUGUCAUGUAGUCAUUUCUGAUGUUGGUUAUUUUCCUAAAUGUUUGUUAACUGAAAAUAAUUGCAUAGUUGAAUCAAUCAUAACCAAAACUCCAACAGAUAUUCUUAAGGAGGAUCACAUUCACUAUGAUUUUCAUCAACAAUAUCCAUCUGAUUGUAUUAUACACUCAGUGUCCAGUUUAUUAGGUACACCCAUCUAGUACCGGGUUGGGCGCCACUUUGCCUCCAGAACAGCCUGAAUUCUUCGGGG